Molecule: messenger RNA, 10689 nt
Organism: Mya arenaria
Lineage: Eukaryota; Metazoa; Mollusca; Bivalvia; Myida; Myidae
Product: zinc finger-containing ubiquitin peptidase 1-like
Exons: 9
Coding region: 155-2440 (761 amino acids)
Source: RefSeq, a predicted model, not a curated record
GAAAAUGAUAGGAUUUUUUUAAUUGGAUCGCUCUAUUUGUCUCGAACUCAUUGAUUGGUUAUUGUUUUCUCAGCAAGAUGAGGAUGAAAUUAGCUCAUUAAUUUUAAACAUCUUUCCUCUGGAUCAAAGACUCAUACUAUAAGAUUUCAUCAGCAUGGCAGAUGUUGAUCAAAGCCAUGGUUUGCUUGGUGAAAAAUUUACCUGCUUGAUAUGUGGACAGGAAGGACUAAGCGAUGAAAAAAUGAGAAAUCAUGUCCUUGUUGAACAUGUUGAAAAUACAGUGUGUUGUCCAUUUUGUGAUUUAGCAGGAAUUACCAGUGAUGAGAUGACGUUACACAUUAAUUCUGUUCAUUUUGAUGAUUUAGCAAAACAGCAAACAUCUGGUCCCGGUAAACAGAAUGGUGAUCUAAGUUGUACAGCAGAAAAUGGAGAAGACAUGAACGAAAACAAAAAGCUAGAUCCAGAUACAUAUGGAAAGGCCCAUGGAGGUGCAAUACCAAAAACUACAGGAAAGUCAUUAAAGCACUCACAUAGUCUGGAUCAAAGUCCACACAGAUCUCCAUCAAGAAAAUCUGGGGGAAUAAAAACAUCACAAUCUGAGUCCAAUAUUAACCGCAGAGGUCGUUUAUCAUUGAAUUUUGAUAUUAUAAAUGAGCCAGGCCCAUCACAUUCUGCAUCAUCAGAGGCAAUCAAGGCAUCUGCUUCAGCUCAGUCUAUAAGAUCAUCCGUUUCUGCGCAAUCAAUGCGAAUGUCUACAUCUUAUAAUGAUUCCUUUAAUGGAGCGUUUGGUAGCAGUGUUGAUUUGGAGCCUAAUAACACACAGACUGUACGUUUACGAUUACAGAGUAGUAUACACAAUAACAAUGAUGUUAUUCUUGAAGAAAGCCAAGAUAACAAUAAUAUUCCACUUCAGCCGAACCUUAAUCAAGUGCUACAGCCAGAUAUCAAUGAUAAUGUUGAGCCGGAUAUCAACUCAAACAUGCCUGCUGCGUUUUCAUGUCCUUUGUGUCAGUUUAUAACAUCAUCAGAAAAUUUAAUCCAAGCUCAUGUAAAUAUGGCACAUGUUGAUGUAUUAAGUCCGGCAAGACCAAGGUCGGAAGCAGUAGGAGCAAGUGCAUCGUCAGCUGCUAACUCUACUAGAAGAGGAAAUACAGAUAUCAGCUCAACUACCCAGUGUAGUGGGGUUGUAAAAGAUGAAUAUCCAUGCCCAAUCUGUCUGAAGAUUUAUGACAAUGUUGGUGAACUUAGCUUACACGUGAAUCAAGCCCAUUCCCAGAUAUUUAGUCCGGAUCGACCAGUGGGGGCCAGUUCUGGAGAAGCAGUGGCGGGGCCAUCUUCGUUCCAGUGUCCAGUCUGUGGACUGGAGCUGUACGAACGCUCUAGGCUUGAGGCUCACGUCAACGGACAUUUCUCUGCAGAACAGACACCAAUAAUAGAGCGUAAUGAUCGGCUGAUAGCCCAGGCACUGCAGGAUAAGGAAGCUGAUAUUGCAGGCCAGGAAGAGCAGAAAGAGUUCCAGAAAUUACAGGCCAUGUAUGGAAUGGUGGAUGGAAACACACCUUAUAAGAGGAAGUAUGAGAAAAACUUGGAGCGGGCAGUGGCGAAUGGUGAUAUGACAAUUACAGAAUUCCACGAGAGAAAGAUUGGCUUCAAGUAUGCUGAUUCUCGUGGCAUCGAUGAUGGUAACUCAUGUACGAAAGGUGUCAUACAGCGGUUGCAAGAAUACUACCGCACACCAACACACGGCGUGUCAAAGGCCUACCUGUGUACGAGCGUGGACCAUUACGCUGGCUCGUUCGGUGACAAGGGCUAUGGGUGUGGAUACAGGAAUUUCCAAAUGUUGCUGUCCUCCCUCAUAACUGACUCAACAUACUGCAGGGUGUUGUUUAAUGACAGACCAUUAAUGCCAUCGAUUACAAAGAUUCAGCAAUUAAUCGAGGCUGCUUGGGAGAAAGGGUAUGACAAGCAAGGCAGAGAACAACUGGCAGGCCGCGUGCUGAAUACAGAGAAAUGGAUAGGGGCCACGGAAAUUGUCGCUACAUUGUCAUCACUCAAAGUCCGAUGCCGCCUGCUGGAUUUCCACAACCCUUCUGGUACAGGAGGAACACAUCCAAAACUGUUUGAGUGGGUGAAGACAUACUUUGAGAAAGGCGGCUUUAAACCCCCACUGUACUUACAACACCAAGGUCAUAGUCGAACUAUUGUUGGUAUUGAAGAAUUAAAAGACAAGCGUCUAAGGCUCCUGAUCUUUGAUCCAAGCAUGCGCAAGAAACAGAUGAUGCUGUUCCACAGUAUAGUCAAUGCCAACCUUAUGCGAACCUUGAGACGACCCCUUGAAAAUAUGAAGGCCAAACAGUACCAAAUUGUGGCUGUUGUCGGCACCCUCUCGGAACAAGAAUGCCAGGAGAGCAAGGUCUUGAAGUCUGAGAGGCUCAGCUGAAACCAAGACACAUCUGCAAUAACAGAGUUCUAGUUUUAUUUCCCAAAACUCCUUAAAUGUAACAAGCCAAGCUUAAGUAUGUUAUUUCAUUAAGCCAAAUUUCAUAUCUUCCUAGCCUUGAAUUUACUAAAUAAAAUGAAUUUAUUUUGACUAUCAUAAACAUAAUUUCUUUAGAAUGUGAAUAUUACAGGUAUACAAAUUAUACCAAAAUUAAAAUAGUAAGCUUAUUUUUAUCCUGUCACAAGGGACUUACCGGUAAGAUGUUUGGGAAAGAUUGGGAUCUGUAGUCCUUGUGCCAUAGUGUCACUGCCAUAAUCUCCCCUUUACUUUUAUAUAUAAACAUAUGUUGUGCUGUGAAAUGACCGUUGUCAAAUGGACUCAGAAUGUGUUGCUUCGGCAGAUAGCCUAAGAGUGCUAUACAGCCAACUCCUAUACUACGAAAAGUUACAAGAGAGCCCAAAAUUGGUACCUCCUUGUGGCUAGAAAAUUGCUGACUUGGGUAGAGUACUUUCUAUUUCAUUGUAAAUGAACAUUUUUUGUGCUGAAAAAUGACUGUUGUCAUUUGAACCCAAAGUGCGUUGCUUUGGCAGGAGAGAGCCCAAAAUUGGUACAUCCCUGUGGCUAGAAUAUUGCUGCUUCAAGGAGAGUACUCUCCAUCAACUUGACCAUGCUUGACCAUCUGCAUACAUCAGUUAAAGCCACAUGGACUUAAUGGAGGUCGGGCUUUACCUUAUUGCCCUUUUUCUAUUGGUUGACUAAUUCUAUUUUAAACCAAAAUUAAUGUGCUUUUGAAAAGUGCUAUUUUGCUUAGGUAAGUAGAGUUCUUCUUGAACUAUGCCUAUUCAACUCGCAGACACUAUUUGAUUACCCUGUACUUCAUUAUCGUAAUAAUUUAAAUAUUUCUGGUCUAAACGGAAUGUGUACUGCCUGCCGCUGACGAUGCGAAAUGUGUCGCCUAAAAUGGCUUGACUAUCGAUAUUUAUGUUGUCUUCAUGAUAAUAUUUUUAACUUGUAGCCCAUUCAGGCAGGGGCAGGAAGCUGUCCAAAUGAUCUUGCCCGAGGCCACUCCCACUUGCCUGAACAGUUUUCCAAAACAUAUCUUUAAGAUCUGUUUUCUAUAGACAUUGUUGUUUUAUGUUCCUUACCAUGAAAAAGAUGUCCAGUAAUAAGACUUGCUUGGCAGGAUCUUUGCUCCCCCAUAUAAUUAAUGUAAAAAGCAUUUGUUACAUUUUAAUUAACUUUGUUUUUAAGAUUUUCUCUGCCUGCACCCAAUCUUUAAUUUGACGUGCCCAUGGGCAAGCUGACUGAUAUUUUUUUAAGUUUUGGCAAUUCAACUUCAGCUAGGCUUCCUGUAAGAGGGUUAUAUUGAAAACUGUUAUUGUAGCUAUGUGUGUUUCAAAAAUGUGGAGUUUAUUUAUUUAGAACUGAUUCACUUAGCUUAGUAUUUAUGCACAAAUUGUUUACAAUGUUAUGCCGCAGGGUGGUUUUGCCCAGGUUAGAGAAUCAGGAUUUAUACAAACUGCAAACUUUGUUGAUUAAACUCCAUCCCUGGAACAAGUGUUUUUUUUCAAAAUGCCUGAAACCAGAAGGUGUUCUAGACAUCUAAAAUUCCUUUAAAAAAAACAAUCCCGUCUUGUCUAAAAAUGGUAUAUUGGGAAACACAUGCCAUAUACAGUCCCCUUUAUGCUGCAACUCCACCUUAUGGUAAAACUUUAAACAAAUAUAAAUCAUCUAAUUUGUGAUCAUGUCUUACCAAAUGAGGUUGUGAUACAUUUUUAAAUGUGCGUAUGUAUGAAAAGACGAUUCCAUAGGAAGGCUUUCAAGCGUUCUUCUUUUCCCACUGUUUAAAUAUGUUAUUCCUACAUUUUAGCCCCAAUUCCUUAUUUAUAUGUAAGUGAUGUUUUUCUUUGUUUUUUUUACUGAUUAUAUUAUGAGGUUACAAUCCUCCAAUUUAAUCAAUACCGAGCUGUCUUUUGGCCUGAUAAACGGAAAAUGUUCAAAGACUUUAAAAUACAAUGCUUAAAUUCAACAAAUUCUUUGGCGGAUCCAAGACAUUAAAGAUUGAAUCUUAAGAUCAACAAUUAAUAAUAUAUUAAAAUUGAUGUACAAGUUCCUUACUUUCCAACCUUAGCAAUGAAACAUUCAUAUUUAUAUCCUACUAUUUUGUAAAAAAUAUCAUGUUUUUUCCAUGGUUUUCUAAAGAGCAAUGCUGGAAAGCCUGCAUAGGAUUUUUGAGUGCUUCACAUGCAAUCUUGUCAGAUUAGUAUUAAAUUAAUAAUGUUUUACUUGUUAAAUGUACUUGCACUUUAAUGUGAUAAUGAAUUUAAUUAUCAAAUAUAUUAUGCUAGUAUACAUGAAUUUUAGCCUACGUUCAUUUCUCAUCAAAUCCUAAUAAAAACUGAGUCUUAUAUGAAGAUUUUUUUUGUAAUAUGAUCAUACAAAAGAAACUGCUGUGUUUGCCAUGUAAUAGACAGACUGCUACAUGUUCUUAAAAAGUUUGUACCAGAAACUUCUAAGUAACCACCCUUCAGAAUAUGGGGCCAGUAAUGCCAACCAAAGUUCCCACCCUUCAAACUUUGGGUCCGGUUAUGCCAACCAACAACCCUUCCUUCCAACUGUGGGUUCAGUCAUGCCAACCAAAGUACCCACCCUUCAAAUUGUGGGGCCGGUAAUGCCAACCAAAGUACCCUUCAAACUGGGUCUGUCAAUGCCAACCAAAGUACCCAACCUUCAAACUGGGGCCGGUAUGCCAACGAAAGUACCCACCCUUCAAACUGGGUCCGUUAAUGCCAACCAAAGUCCACACCCUUCAAACUGGGGCCGGUACUGCCAACCAAAGUACCCACCCUUCAAACUGUAGGUCUGGUAAUGCCAGGCAAAGUAUUCACCCUUCAAACUGUGGGGCCAGUAAAGCCAACCAAAGUACCCACCCUUCAGACUGUGGGGCCGGUAUGCCAACCAAAGUACCCACCCUUCAAACUGGGGCCGGUAAUGCCAACCAAAGUACCCACCCUUCAAACUGUGGGGCCGGUAUGCCAACCAAAGUACCCACCCUUCAAACUGUGGGGCCUGUAAUGCCAACCAAAGUACCCACCCUUCAAACUGUGGGGCCGGUAUGCCAACCAAAGUACCCACCCUUCAAACUGUGGGGCCGGUAAUGCCAAACAAAGUACCCACCCUUCAAACUGUGGGGCCGGUAUGCCAACCAAAGUACCCACCCUUCAAACUGGCAAAUUAUUUUUUAAUGUGGCCUAAAAAAGGUGUCAUGUCUUAUGUACAAUCUUACAUUUAUUGCCAUUUAAUGCAGAAAAUGAUGCAACGCUAUAAAGUGAUCGAUUGGCAAGCUUGAUAAUAUUGCCAUAAGGAGUUUCAUAAAUUUUUGGCAAAGAAUCUUCGAUUUUUUUAUGUAACAUUACUCAUUUAUCAAGCAAAAUGAAGAUUUUAUUCUUUUUUUUUUAAAUAAAUUUUUAAUGGUUAUUCAUUAGGGCAGAAUACGUCAAUUUUAUGUUUAAUUUCACAAGUGAAUAAUAAAAAAAUGGGUAACAUAUGUUGUUACAAGCAACUGCAUGUGAUAAAUGGUAACUACUCACUUCUGAAUCAAACAUGGCAACAUUGAAAUAUAUCAAAUCAUUUAUAUUGUGUUUAUUGUGAGAAUUUGUUAACUAAAGCAGCUAGAUACUUUUUAUCAUUCUGAACUUUAUAACUGCACAUUGAUGUAUGUAACUAACACAGGGUCAUAGUUUAUAGAGAUAUCUGCAUAAUAUAAGAAAUCUUUCAUUAUUUCAUAAUUAUGGAUGAAAUUUAUUGUUGUAAGCAGCUUAUGAAAACAUUGGUUAAAUGUGCUUUUUGUGUCGCCUGAAAAGACGACAUAUAGGGGUUACUUUUGUCGGCGGCGGCGUCGGCGGCGGUGGCGGCGUCCGCGUCCCAUUUUCGCUUGUCCGGGGUAUAUCUCCUAAACUAUUAGUGGUAUCAACUUGAAACUUCAUAUGUACAUAGUUCAUAGUUUUAAAAUUAUUGCCCUUUGUUAAUUUUCAUGUUUAAAGUUUUGUCCGGGGCAUAUCUUGAAGAAUAUAAGAGGUGUCAACUUGAAACUUCAUAGCUAGAUAGAUCUCACUGAGGGCAAGUGCAGUGCACAAUAACAGUAACUCUUGCUUUCUUAGUUUUAAAGUUAUUGCCCUUUGUUAAUUUUCAUGCUUAAAGUUUUGUCCGGGGCAUAUCUUGAAGAAUAUAAGAGGUAUCAACUUGAAACUUCAUAGCUAGAUAUAUCUCAUUGAGGGCAAUUGCAGUGCUUAAUAACAGUAACUCUUGCUUUCUUAGUUUUGAAGUUAUUGCCCUUUGUUAAUUUUCAUGCUUAAAGUUUUGUCCGGGGCAUAUCUUGAAGAAUAUAAGAGGUAUCAACUUGAAACUUCAUAGCUAGAUAGAUCUCAUUGAGGGCAAGUGCAGUGCACAAGAACCGUUACUCUUGCUGCCAUAUUUUUAGAGUUAUUGCCCUUUGUUAAUUUUCAUGCUUAGGUUUUGUCCGUGGCAUAUCUCGUAAACUAUAGGAGGUUUCAACCUGAAACUUAUUCUGUAGGUAUAUCUGAUUGAGGGUUCAAAUGCCACCUACACUUGAAAGUUAAAUGGCAACAUCAUUGUCUAUAAAUGAAUAAAAUGCCAAUCUAACAGCUAUAAUGUCGACAGUAAAUAAUUCGUCAGGCGACACAUCCGACUCGCGGAGUUCUAGUUAUGAAAAAGAAUGACAUUUUUUUUCAUAUGAUUUUGUAAAAUAAUUAUAACAUUGAUAAAAUGUGCUUUUUAUGAAAAAAAUGUGUCUGUUGAUAUGAUUUUGUUAGAAAUUUAUAUUUAUUGUUAUGUAUUUCAAAUUUGUGUGUGAUAAUGCAAAGUGGUUAUACUUUGUGAAGAUUUGAUAUAUAGAUAUCAAUCAUGUCGUGAUGGUAAAACUUAGCCUAACAUUAUUUUAGUGAAGCAAAUGAUAGAGCAAUAGCAUCCUAAAUGGUACCUUAUUUCAAAUCGAGGCAUGUUUAUGUUAAUUGAAUAACAUUUUUAUAUUUUUCACGUUUUUGAAAUUUUAUUUGCAUAAUGGACUGGGACACAAAUAAAACAUCAUUGCCAAAAUGAAGUUCGCAUAAAAUCUGGCUAACUUUUCUGAAAAACAUAACUGUCAUUAUAUAUAUAUACAUUUUAGGCAUAAAAUGAAAAGAAAAAUUGUUUGUUUAGGUGUUUAAGAUUGCAAUAUAUUUCACCUUGUGAACACCAAAAGUAAAUAUUUCGCACGUGGCUGCGCCACUUGUGAAAUGAAACCUUUGGUGCUCACUCAAUGAAGGUUAUCAUGAUCUUACACAGAAACAAACAAAUAUCCUCAAUAUAUUCAUGACUUUUUAUAUAUCGCAAACUCAAGACCUGGAAUAAAAUUAUUUUACUGAUUUAGCAUAUGAUGACGGAAUGACAACCUAAAAUUUGAACUUCAUGGCCAAAAUUAAAAUUUAUGCAAAAAGCACUGUUGUUUAAUUAAAAUAAUCCACAAUUGUAAAAGCCUCUGUAAUUUAACAGCAUCAAUGCUGAGGCAGAUUUGUAUCAAGAAUUUACUGGAAUCUAAAUGGAUCUUCUGUAUGCUUUGAAUGAGCAAUACAGUAAUGCUAUGUACAUGUAAUAUAUAUGCUAUGCUCAGUAUGCAUGUUUGUAAAAGUUAAAAACAUUAAGUUCAAAUCUGUGCACUGCAACGAGUAUCUGCAAUAGAUGCCAUAUGGAAAUUUUGUCUAUCCUGGAAUUAUUUUCAUAAUGCAUUUAAAAGUCUGUUUAAUCUGCCCAUCCACCAUUACCAUAUGAAAUAUGCAAAUAUUUUAUGUUCAUAUCUCAAUAUACCUCCCCUUCAUAAAGAAUCAUGGGUGUCAUUACAUUCGUCUGCCAAAGAAUUUGGCCGUCAAAGAGACCGCCAUUAAGAUUAUGUCGUUUAGCAUGGAAAACCAGGGUUUCAAGCUUUAAAGUCAAGGUCACUGAGCACCUCGUAGCUAAGUCAGUUUUGCCAUAUAAGACUUGCAAAUGAUAGUGGUUCAUGCCCUGUUAACAACUCGGUCCUUCAUGGCGCGGGAUUUUAAAUAAUUUUACAAUAGCGACCACCAUAAUAUGACAACAUGUCAAACACCAAACCUGAAUCCCAUAAGCUUCAACGUCAAGGUUAUUUUGCGCCUCAGAUCUUUGUCAGUUUUGCUUUAUAAGCCUUACUGAUGAAAGUUUUUUGUGUACCAUCUAUAAAUUCCAUGCAUGGUUGAAUUCCAAAAUAAUUUUACACAAGGGACCUCAUCAAGAUGACACCGGGGUUCUCAAGCUUCAAGGUCAAGGUAUCUGCACUUGUCUGAGUUACGUGUCCUUGAACUUCAGUUUAAUGAUUAAGCUAUAUUGGAGGCUUUAGAUUGAUGUUUUGGCAAAUAAUGAUUUUCCUUCAUAUACAUGUAAUCAUUGAUUUUAUUUCAAUAAUUGCCUCCUGUGUCAAUGCGGUGUGUAAAGGCAGUCAUCUCUUCUGUGAUAGCCAUAGAUUAAAAUCAUGCAUGCCAUAUCCCCCCUCCCCUGGUGUGGGGGGGGAAUCCCCUGGAAUUCUGACCCAUCCCCUGGUCCUCUGCCGAGGGAUCCAUAUCCCCUGGAACUUAAAAAAACUAGCUCAAGGUUAGCAGUGGAAAGCAUCCAUAAUAUUAUGAGUUUGAAAUUCCAUGUAGGACCACGAUGACUUAGUCCAAAAAUUAUUGUAAUUAAAGUGUGUUUCUGCUUUUAUUCUUAUAUCAUAAAUGUAGAUAUUGUGCAAAAUUUCACUGUGUAAAAAUCCCCUGGUAUAAUAUCAAUUCCCCUGGGAAGCCUCUCAGAAAUAUGGCAUGUAUGUUAUAUGUCAGUAUUUGUGUCCUGUGGAAACAUUUAUACAGCUUUUAAUGUCAAAAACUUAACAAAAAAAGAUAAAUAAUACAACAUUUAGCUUUUGCCUUCAACGACUGUAUUUUGCAUAGAUAUUAUUUACUGGAAAAUUAAAUGUUAGGUUGUGCACAUCAAAUAGAAGCUUGUCAUUCAACAUGCACACUUGUAUCUUUGUAUUAUUUGGCAUAUUAUCAUUUUGAUCUCAUACAUAGUGUUAUGUACUAAUUUUUGGGGACUUUGGUGUUAGUAUUCAAGGGACUAGGUCGCAUUUUAUUAGGUCAGACAUUUCAUGUCUAAGAUUAGCAAACUGCUUGUCACAAUGGUGUAUUCAUUUAAUGUUCAAAAAUAAUUUUUUUUGAUAAAUAAAAUUUCACAAAAAAAUUGUCAUUUUCAACAAGUGCUUAAGUAAUGCUAGUGAAAAUUGGAUGAUUUUUGGCUUGAAUUUUCAAACAUCUGUUGAAAUAAGUGUCGUUUAGCUAUGACAGUUUCAUGUUUGUUUAUUUGAUAAAUAAAAUUUAAUGUCAACAUGAAAUCUCUGGGAAAGUUCCAUUGAAGGAAUUAUUUUAAAUAGAAAGAAUUUACAAAAUAAUACUAAAGCUUAACCUACUUAAAAGUGCACAUUAAAUGUUGAUGUCACAGUUAUUUCUUUUUUUAAUUCUUAUGUUCAACUCAUUUGACUUUAGAUCAAAACAAAAAAAAGGGUAAGAUUUAGGCACAAAUAAAAAAAUAUUAGGGAUAAUUUGCUGCUUUUUAAUUAUGGAAUUUGUGGCCUUGAAGCUAUAUAUCAAUUAAAAAAACACCAUUAAUAAAGGCUUAUAUUUUUUACAGAUAUCUUAAUUUUUUAAUCAACCUUUAAAUCUUAUUUUAUAAGUAGUAUUGAGGAUAUAGAUUUGCAGUUUGACGCUAAGUCAACCGUGUGAUGUGGAAUAUAAAAAAAACAGUACCCAGUAUGUAAUAUGGAAAUUUUAUUUAAUCAUUCAAUAUUUCAGAUGGAAAUUUAACAGGUUCAAAUAAAGUGAUUCAUCAUCAUUAAGUUUGCUGAUACACAGAAGCAACGAAUAAAUACAUGAAUAGGGAAGAUCCUUUUUUCCCCACACAGAAGCAACGAAUAAAUACAUGAAUAGGGAAGAUCCUUUUUUCCCCACAAUAAAAGGUGAUUUAAUCGUUAAAGGGCAAAAUACUGUGCAAAUCAUUUUGAUUCUGUAAUUUUUUUUAUGUCUAUCAUCAUUAAAUUAAUUAUUAUUAAUUAUUCUUCUUUGAGCAUGUCUGUGAAUUUGUUCUUGUUAUAGCUAGUCACUUUACUGUUGAUUUUUGCUUGUUAUUUAUGAUUGUAAUAAAUGUUUGCAAAG